UCAGUGAAUUAAUAUAUUUAAAUAUUAGUAUAAUGUAAUAAAAUUAAUAGCGUAGUUUUAAGGUUAAACAUAAUUUGUACAAAAUGUUAUAAAAAUAUUAAUCUAAUACAAUUUUGUAAAAAUUGAAAAAAUGUUAAUAUAUAUAUAAUCUAAUUAAUAAUAGUUAAGAGAAAUAGUAAAGUAAUAUAGAGAAAAGAUGCCUGCUGUAAUAGUAGGACCACCUCAGCGUAGUGAACAGAUGUGGCAAGCAUUAAAAACUCAUAUUACAAGGGAACGACAAAGAAAAAAACAAGAACAAGAAGCUGAUGCUGAAGAAGAACGUCAAAGAAAGGAGAGAGAACGUCAGCAAAAACAAGAUGUUAUGACUUUAGGCGAAACGCGUGAACAAAUAUCUAAUCUUGAAAAUGAAUUAGCUCAACUAAAAGAUGAAAAGCAUCAAUUAUUUUUGCAAUUGAAAAAAGUUCUUAACGAAGAUGACAAUAGAAGGCGUCAACUUAUCAAGGAAACGAGAAACUGUUCCGAAGUGUUAACGGCAGUUGGAGGAUAUCAUGGUACAGUUUCACAAGUAGUACAGCCUCCACUAUUUCUACCAUUACCACGUAGCAACAGUCCUUUGUAUAAUAAAGUAGCAGUGGGUGCACCAACGCAUACUCUUUUACCAACUGGUCCGUUAAAAAGAUCACAUAGUCCAUCACCUCCUCCGACUGCAUCUCCGUACCAUGCGGGAUAUGGAUAUAAACCACCACCUGCUAUUUCAAGCUACAAUCCACCUCCGUCUAAAUCUGAGGAUGCUGCUAGAAGAUCUAACGAUUCUAGGGCUGUUCUUUGGAAUAAAAACAGUCAAUAUUCUGCAUCCAAUUUCUAUUCUGCACCUACCGGACAAACUGUCUAUAGUUAUUCUGCUCCAACUUCACAGCAGUCUAGAGAAUCCGAACUUGCAAAACCAGUAUAUUUAUCAGGAAAUAGAGCAGCAUUAUCUACACAUCAAACAGCUUAUGUAACUAGUUUGCAUACUCUAGAACAUAAAGGUACAUACGCAGAAGAUAAAUUUUAUCUUCGCCCUGGUAGUCAUGUUACUGUACACGGUGGCGCUAUGCCAAUUCAACAACCAUCACAAACAUUCGAUUAUGUUUUAAAGGGGACCAAAACAGGUGGUAUUACUUCUGGAUAUCCAGUACGAGCACCUCAACCACCACCUGGACCAUAUCCUCCCCCACCUCCUGGAACUUAUGUUAAUGCAUCUGGAGCUAAUAUACCUGGUCGUUUAUUAUAUACACAACCUGGUGCACGUUAUUUGCAAAGAGAGUUAUAGAAUGAACAUCGAAAUCUAUAAUUUUUAUAUAUCAUUUGAUUAAUACAAGUAAGUAUUUUUAUUUAGUUUACAGUUUAUUUACAGGACACAUUUGUGAAAAACAAUAUACGAAUUCAUUUGUAAAAUAGAAAAUAUUCCGUAAUAGUAUCUCAGUACUGACAAUAAUAAAAAAAAAAUUUUUUAACAUAUAAGUUUCAAAGGGAAUUAAAGACAGUUAAUAAAUUUGAUGAACAAUUUAUUUUGACCUUGUUGUCAAAUUUGAAACUUAUAUAUUAAUAUAUUGUUUGGACAAGAAUAUUGAUAAUUAAAAUUUUUAACUUUUUUUUUAUUGCAAUGUAUAGUCAAUCCAAAACUAAUCAACUUUUGUUUAAAAUACUUUUUUGUAAGGUUAUUGAAGUAUUUGAAAAAUUGUGAAAAGUGUAACUUGGGACACCUCGUAUAUCUUAUUUGUUAUUAUUAUUAUAAUUAAUGUAUCAGCUUAUUAUUAUUUCUUAAAAAUAUAUGAAAUGUUAUAUUAUUCGAUUUUAAAUAUUAUCGAUUAAAUUUGACAACACAUUUACGUUUUUAUAAAUACUAAAAAUUCAAUUCGACGCUUAUGGUCGACGCUAAAGUCAGUCGAAAAAGGAAUAUAAAGUAGUAUACAAUAGAAUAUAAUGCAAAUUUCAUCUUUCAUUAUCUAUAAGCAUAUUUUAUAAACAAUAUAAAAAAAAAUAAUUAACACAA
Messenger RNA from Polistes canadensis, 2035 nucleotides. RefSeq names its product G protein pathway suppressor 2. Gene Ontology annotation, biological process: regulation of transcription by RNA polymerase II. The transcript is spliced from 8 exons. Gene Ontology annotation, cellular component: transcription regulator complex. The record is from RefSeq and is a predicted model, not a curated record. Gene Ontology annotation, molecular function: transcription coregulator activity. The coding region runs from base 197 to 1312 and encodes 371 amino acids. Lineage: Eukaryota; Metazoa; Arthropoda; Insecta; Hymenoptera; Vespidae.